This is a messenger RNA of Protopolystoma xenopodis, 285 nucleotides long. NCBI's taxonomy places the organism in Eukaryota, Metazoa, Platyhelminthes, Monogenea, Polystomatidea, Polystomatidae. The record is from the annotation of a GenBank genome assembly.
AUGAAAGAGAAACACUCCCCACAAGACUGGCCUCAUAUGGAGAAAACACACGUGAACAGAUUAUCAAAAUGCCUUGGAACUCCUGUUUCAAAGGAGCCCAACGAACAGGAGAUUGGAAGGAGGCAGUCGGCGAGAAGUUUGCCCACUCUUUUGGGUAGACUGGGCGAGAUUCGAACUUCAGCAAGGACAGUGGAAAUGCGACAUUUUGGUUUAGUUCAUCCAUCGGAGACUAUGGGAGGACAUCGCAUAGAAGAUGAUAUCAACGGACAAAGGAAAGUAGUAUAG